Salvia splendens (bonfire salvia) is the source of this 1450-nucleotide messenger RNA. RefSeq names its product transcription factor bHLH123. Gene Ontology annotation, cellular component: nucleus. Bases 122 to 1231 code for a protein of 369 amino acids. The transcript has 7 exons. Gene Ontology annotation, biological process: regulation of transcription by RNA polymerase II. Gene Ontology annotation, molecular function: protein dimerization activity; RNA polymerase II cis-regulatory region sequence-specific DNA binding; DNA-binding transcription factor activity, RNA polymerase II-specific. The record is from RefSeq and is a predicted model, not a curated record. NCBI's taxonomy places the organism in Eukaryota, Viridiplantae, Streptophyta, Magnoliopsida, Lamiales, Lamiaceae.
AUAAAAAUCAUCCAUAAAGUAAAAGCAGCCACAUGAGUCUUCAAGCAUAAGCGUCUCAACACUUAUUUCGCCUUUUUCGGUUCGGAUCGAAAAAAAAAAAAUUAAAAAUCCAAACUCAGCCAUGGCAGACGAUUUCCAGCUCGGAAACGGAAGCUGGUGGGAUACAUCAAGAAACCGAUUCGAAUCCGGCACCACCUCCCCGGCUUCCUCGUCGAUUUCCACCACGCUUAAUGCGAUCGCAAGCUACGGAUGGCCGACAGAGAUGGUCGACACGAAAUCAUCCAGAGAUGAUGAUCAAUCAUCUGCUGGCGGUGGAAGUGGUGGUGGUGUUUUAUCUUCCCCCAAUUUGCAAAUGAUGGGAUUAGGCCUUUCCUCACAAAGCAUGGAUUGGAACCAAGCUUUAUUAAAUGAAAAAGGGGAUAGCAGUUUCCGGUCGUUGCUCCAGCAAGAUUUGAGCUCGAACACCCCCAAUUUCCGCGGAUUUUCGUUGGAUCAACCGCAGUUUACUUCUCAGGCGAGCUCCAACGACAGCACCAUCACGUCGCCCGCUUUUCAAGUGGACUCCUCCACCGCCUACAGCCUCUUGUUAUCAGAAAAUCAACCGCAACCUACCUACCAAAACCGACCCUUACCAAACUAUCCAUACACCCCGGCCGGAAAUAGCAACCAUUUGCAUUUCACCAACAACACUCCCUUCUGGAACGCAUCGGCCCCUCCAUCCGAAGCCCGGUCGAGCUUUUUCCCGCCCUUACAAAAUCAGAUUCCCACUUUUGAGGCCAAACCAAAGAGCAAGGCGGGAGGGCGGGAAUUAAGCACGUCGGCGAAGAAAAACAGCGCUGAGGCGACGAAUAAAAGGGCGCGAAGUGAAACGCCGUCGCCUUUGCCGGCUUUCAAGGUGAGGAAAGAAAAGAUGGGAGACAGAAUAACGGCACUUCAACAAUUGGUCUCACCUUUUGGAAAGACAGACACUGCUUCCGUACUCUCAGAAGCUAUCGAAUACAUCAAAUUUCUCCACGAACAAGUCAGUGCCUUAAGUGCACCCUACAUGAUAAAUGGAGCUCCCAUGCAAAAUAAGCAGAGUAAUCCUGAAAAAUUGAAGGAUCUAGAAGGGGGCCGUCACGAUCUAAGAAGCCGAGGGCUAUGUCUAGUGCCCGUUUCGAGCACUUUUCCGGUGACGCACGAAACAUCAGUCGAUUUUUGGACCCCUACAUUUGGCGGUACAUUCAGAUAAGCAAGCAGAAAAUCAUGAGACUCUAAUCAAACUCCACUAAUAUCUAAGUAGGAUGAGAGAGAGAAGCACAUGCAGUGUUUCAAGUAUAUUUUUUGGCCAUGGUUUGGGCCAAAUUGAUUAGUUUGCUAGCUAGGGAACAAAUUGUACGCAGAAUAUAUUAAUUAUAUAGCCCUUGUAAUAAUUGAAGAAUUAUGAUUAAAAAGAGUUGGUUAGAAAUGA